CCGUUGCCUCUCCUCCCCCCUUGCCCAGCCAACGGCUACCGUCUCCACGAGAGAAAAGGGGGAGAUGGCGGAGAGCCCUAGGUCCGCACCACGGCGGACGCCUGCCGCCAAGAGCGGCGCGGGCCUGCUCAGUCCCCGGUUCCGCUCGGCGGCCGAGCUGGCCGGCUGGGACGAGGAGUCCAUCCUCCUCGCGGCGCUCGUCGUCGAGGACACGCCGGUCCGCGAGUCCCGCCGCAAGAGGCGGCCCUCCGGCUCCUCCACGGCGGGCGGCAGCGCCGGAUCUAACACCAGGAAGCGGAGGUCGCGGAGGCAGUCGGCGGAUGAGACACCGAUCCCGCCCGUGGCGCUUGUGCUCGACGACGACGAGAAGCCGAACGACCAUGAAGGUGGCAAGAAGGAGGUAAAGCAGGCGGAGGAGGAGAAGGAGAAGGUUUCUGUGGUGGAUGGGAAGGAGAAGUCCGGAUCUGCCAAGGAAGGAGAAGCAGCGGCGAGUGGCGAGCUGCCGUGUAUGGAUCGGCUUAGGGAGGAGCUGUCUUGCGCUAUUUGCUUGGAUAUCUGCUAUCAGCCAAGUACCACGCCUUGUGGUCACAGCUUUUGCAUGCAAUGCUUAAAACAUGCCGCCUCUAAGUGUGGAAAGCGGUGCCCAAAAUGCCGUCAGUUAAUCAGUAAUUCAAGAUCUUGCACUAUCAACACAGUGCUCUGGAACACCAUCCAACUCCUAUUUCCUAGCGAAGUUGAGGCGAGGAAGAGCUCCAUGGCCUCAUCCUCAGCAAGCAAGGACGAUGUGAAGCAAAGCCUACCAAGAAGCAACAACUAUACACAAGUUGGCGUUAGGAACACCAGUGGCAGUAGCAGCUUCACCACACAGGACUACACUAGAAUAGGCAACAGCACCAGGAGCUCCUUAGCAGCAGGCGGCAGAAGAAGUAUGCCGGUCCCAGGAACCAUGAACACCAGCAGUGGGAGCUCUGACACACAGGGUAGGAGCACAAGAAGCAGAGACAGUGGCAGAGGCUUUGUCCGGGCGUCAGAGUUGGUUGCCACCAGGAGUUCAGCGCGGUCAGGCCAAUCUGACGACGCUUCACUUGCAUACAGGUUGCAGCAGGAGGAGUUCAUGACAGCUUUCGAUAAUGAGGGGGGAGAGAGGCAGCCACAGAACACCAUAUCUACUGCCCGAGCAAAUUUGAGAGCUAUGGCCUCUCGAGCCGAGAGGGCAGUUCUCCUUCGUGACAAUGAGGGAGAGAGGCAGCCACAGGACACCAUAUCUACUGCCCGAGCAAAUUUGAGAGCUAUGGCCUCUCGGGCCGAGAGGGCAGUUCUCCUUCGUGACAGUGAGGGAGAGAGGCAGCCACAGAACACCAUAUCUACUGCCCGAGCAAAUUUGAGAGAUAUGGCCUCUCGGGCCGAGAGGGCAGCUCUCCUUCGUGCUCGCGGCUGGCCUCUUUAGUUUGGACUGAUUUUCAGUUUCCCAGUACCUGAAUCUUUCUCUGGAAGAAUGUAGCAUAAGUACUGUGGUGUGAUCAAUCACUUGUAUUGUGUGAAAGUAAAACGACGACAAGCUAUAUUUGUUUCCUGUAAUACACACAAAUUUAGAUUGCAUUACUAGAUAA
Triticum aestivum (bread wheat) is the source of this 1610-nucleotide messenger RNA. RefSeq names its product putative E3 ubiquitin-protein ligase RING1a. The coding region runs from base 65 to 1447 and encodes 460 amino acids. Lineage: Eukaryota; Viridiplantae; Streptophyta; Magnoliopsida; Poales; Poaceae. Gene Ontology annotation, molecular function: ubiquitin-protein transferase activity; nucleosome binding. Gene Ontology annotation, cellular component: site of double-strand break; nucleus. Gene Ontology annotation, biological process: double-strand break repair. The record is from RefSeq and is a predicted model, not a curated record. The transcript is spliced from 6 exons.